Sabethes cyaneus is the source of this 861-nucleotide messenger RNA. It is a transcript of the gene Elp6, whose product is annotated as elongator complex protein 6. NCBI's taxonomy places the organism in Eukaryota, Metazoa, Arthropoda, Insecta, Diptera, Culicidae. Gene Ontology annotation, biological process: tRNA wobble uridine modification. Gene Ontology annotation, cellular component: elongator holoenzyme complex. The record is from RefSeq and is a predicted model, not a curated record. The transcript has 2 exons. Bases 107 to 847 code for a protein of 246 amino acids.
GCACUUAGAACCUCCGCUGUGCUAUUUCUGUUAUUAAGUGAUAACUAAAUUGUUUUCUCGGCUCAACACAUUCAUUCUACAACUUAUUUGCUGAUUUCGUUAAUCGAUGGCUCAACCACUACUAGCAUCAUGUGGUCUAAGCGAGCCGGCACUUCCACCUGGGCUCACCCUCGUCCGGCAGCACUCGGCGGUCGAUGGUAGCUUCCUAAUAGCAGCCGUUCUGGGACAUCGACUCAAAUUAUCCAGGAACGAACGGGUUCUACUCAUUGCAGCCCACCACAGCUACAGUCAUUACAGCAGUGCCUGCCUGAAAUUAGCCUAUAAUCUAGGCCCCGCUCGGGAUUCUGGACAGCUGGAAAUUUUUGACGUUGGUGCGGAGGUCGCUCAAAAUUAUCCCGUGCUUCCAGCAUUAAACGACAUACAGAAGCGGAUCGAAACGUUUUUGGAGCAAUCACCGGAGGCGACAGUGCUAAUAGAUGAUCUCACCUUUCUGCUUAACUUCGGGCAUUCUGAGACGGAAUUAAUCAACCUUGUUGAAACCUGGGUUUCUUUGGCAAACGCUCAACAAUCGUUCGUUAUUAAACUGAACACUGCCGAACUGUACGACUGGCUAUGUGACAAUUUGGUUGAUAUGGCUGAGAUCGAGGUGCGACUAGAGCAGCUUACCUCCGGUAAUUUCCGAGAAGUUGACGGACGACUCAAUGUGAGCCGACUUAACCAUGCAGACAGUCGGGGGGAAAAUUCGCUAAUAAGCUUCAGAACGUUGGAGAAAUCAUUGCUGUACAAAGUGAACGACCGAAGCAUUAAAGUGUUCGUGCCGGGUGAAGUAGGAAUCAAGAACGUUUGAGUGCGACAGAAAUU